Messenger RNA from Macrosiphum euphorbiae (potato aphid), 348 nucleotides. The record is from the annotation of a GenBank genome assembly. Lineage: Eukaryota; Metazoa; Arthropoda; Insecta; Hemiptera; Aphididae.
AUGUUUAACUUAACUGUAUAUGAAGUAGCUCCUCCUCAUAAUGCACAUUACUUUACAUGGACCGAAAUUAAUGGAAAACGUGGUAGUUCAGAGAUUGGUUCCUGUCUUCUUAAGUGGAUUCAAACAUUACCCACUGAAGUAACAAAUAUAACACUAUAUUCAGAUUCAUGUGGUGGCCAGAAUAGGAAUCAUAAUAUUAUGGCACUAAUGAUUUAUAUUAUUCAAAGAACAAACAUAAAUCAAAUAGAACAUAAAUUUAUGGAGAGUGGCCACUCCAUGAUGGAGGUUGAUUCCAUGCACAGUGCUAUAGAAAAUGCCAAAAGAAAUAUUCCAAUUUACGCGGUUUAA